Molecule: messenger RNA, 2092 nt
Organism: Ictalurus punctatus (channel catfish)
Lineage: Eukaryota; Metazoa; Chordata; Actinopteri; Siluriformes; Ictaluridae
Product: cyclic AMP receptor-like protein A
Exons: 14
Coding region: 787-1680 (297 amino acids)
Biological process (GO): adenylate cyclase-activating G protein-coupled receptor signaling pathway; cell surface receptor signaling pathway
Cellular component (GO): plasma membrane
Molecular function (GO): G protein-coupled receptor activity; cAMP binding
Source: RefSeq, a predicted model, not a curated record
GUUCUCGGAAGCACGGUGAUGGUGACGUUAAAGUCGAGCGACCGCGGUGUAGUACAUUUAUAGCGUAGGGUUAGCUUUUUAUUUCUGCCGAUUGUAUUUACGCUUCAAACUUCAUAAAAAUUGUUUGUUUGUGAAACUUAUCUUGUUGGAUAAAACGUGGUAGUAUCUUUAAUUUUUUUUUGCGAUAAUCCAAAAGCCUAUGGGAAAAUCUUACUAGGUUUUUGUCGUGUGAUGCUAACUUCCGGGUUCUGGUACAAAAUGGCGUCAUCCUUGCACCACUCUAUUAAUGUUCCUGGGCGAUUCCGCUAUAGGGUUAAAGCGUUUCGUGUUGUUUGUCCCUCUCCGAACACCGUAUAAACUCAGUGUGGCUGGUCGAGAGCUCAUGUGAUGAGAUGUGCCUGAAGGAAGACAUGACUACAGAGCUAAACGGCAAGCUGGUAGACUGAAUAAGUAUGGAAAAUGUGGCAAAUGGACAUUCAGUCGAGACAGACAAGAACAGCAGUUCCCGCUGUACUUUCUUCAGUGCAGACCCGAGUGACUACCGAUGUUGAGAAUGGCAUCCUGAACAACACCGCCAGGUCUAACUCUGGACAUGAUCAGUCAACAGCUGAGGCAUCAGUAUGUACUAAAUGUGUACAGAAUAAUUGGCCUGUACAGCUCCCGGAAGCCACACCUCAGCACGAGCUGUCGAUGAACCUGUCAUUCAACAUUUUUACUGCUUGAGUGGAUGUGAUUCUUACGGUGAAGAGAGCCACCGGGGCGUUUUCUCUGGUUGCAUGCCUCUUUAUGUUAUUUGUGGUAUGGCUGCUUCGCCGAUACAGCUCCUUGGCUCAGAAAAUGGUCGUCAGUCUAACAGUAGCAGCGUUCUUCGACAGUGUCGCGUACGUCAUGGGAGAGUCUCACCCCGAGGGCGCUCUGUGUGACUUCCAAGCCUGGUGGCUAACAUAUUUUGACUGGAGUGCUCUGGCCUGGGUAUGUCUCAUCACUCUGAAUCUUUACCUGAACCUGGUCAGGGAGAUCAGGACUGAACAUUAUGAGAUACCGUACCAUAUUGUAGCAUGGGGGAUCCCUCUUCUUAUGUCCAUUCUUCCCUUGAUGAAAGGGUAUUACGGUCCAGCUGGAGCCUGGUGCUGGAUCACAGACGAUCACGUGGCGUGGAGAUUUGGCAUAUGGUACAUCCCGCUCUUCACCCUCAUCUUCCUCAUGAGCUGCUGUUAUGUACGAAUCAUCUGUGUGGCCAAUAAGAGGAUGCAGUCCUGGUUUGGCACCUUUAACCCGGAGAGGGAGAGGAGGAAGAUGUCUCUAGUUGAGGAAAUCCGGCCUCUGAAAUGGUAUCCCUCCGUAUAUCUGCUGGUCUCCAUCUUCCCGCUCUUGAAUCGGCUUCAUAACGCCGUGUAUCCCGAGGACCCCGUGUUCUCCCUGACGCUCCUACACGUGCUUAGCGCUCCUCUGCAUGGCCUGGCGAACGCGUUUGUUUUUAGCAAGGACACCUGGAGUCAGCUCAGCAAUACUGGAAUCAAACUGGCCCUUCAGUCUCGACUGUGUGACAGCACCAGGAUCGGCGAGUAUCACCCAGCUAACGUGAGAUACACAGUAGCGCUCGAGUCGGAGUCGGACGACGACGAUAACAACGUCCUCUUCUACAGCCCUGACAUGAACCUGAAGGACCGAGGACCCUGAUGUGCGUGCAUCAUAGCACAUUUACAGUUCACACUCCUUGCCUUUAAAGGACGUACUGCUCUUCCAUUUCUCCUAUCGCGGUGUCGUGUUAAAUGAAAAUGAUACAGAAAACGAGAAGUGUUUUUUACAAUCAUAAAAUCCCUCUUUUCCACUUAACUAUUUCAGUAUUUUCUUGAUUUCGCUAUAUUGUUGUUCAUAUUGUAAAUGCGAUGCAAGGUGAGCACUUUAAGUUAAUAUCCUCAGUAUUGAUAGCUUUAUUAGUUCGAGAGUUGCUUUUAAAUAUCUCUAAAGCUGUACAGUUUGUGUUAUCUUAUGUUUUGACUUUAUUAUUUAUGAAAAUGUACAGAGUGUCUGCUAUAUUUUUGUACCAUUUUCAUAUAAUUUAAAUAAAUAUAUAAAAAAUGUUAAUACA